UCCGAUGAUGCGCGUGCGGCCAUUUCGGGUAGGCUGUGGCGCGUUCAGCUCGUGCUUGCAGUUAGCUCAGCUGCUUGAAAAUAUUAACAAUAAAAACAAACGCAAAAACGUUGGACGACACGCCGUUAAAUAUGGGCCCGCCGGGAGACAGACCACGCCACAUGUUGACUGAAAGAACGGAGGAUUUCAGCCUGAUUGUUGAUUUAUCUUGACAUGGCAUGCGGCAGGGCCCGAGGUUGUGACGACUGAAGAAAACUAGCGCAGCCAACCGUCGACGUGAAAGAGAAAUUUGUUAGUUUCUUUCGCUAUUGAGCGUUCGUCCGUGGUUGCUCGUUGUUUUCCCUGAGUGAUAUUUUUUUAUUAUUAUUAUUAUUUUGUCAAAACACGGUUGGCGUAAAUUAAAGGUAGCUAAAAAUGCACAGCGCAGGCAGAGUCCGUUAGCAUCGGCUGUUUGUCAGUUAACAGUGGCAGUUAGGUUUGUCAGUUAGUACGCGAAAAAAUGUAAAAGCGUGCGAAGAUGACUGCGUUAGCUAGCCUGGUAUGCACAGGCCUCAAUCAAUCCAGUCGGUCUGAAGAUAAAGAUGUAGCUGCGUAAUUUCACUACUAGUUAGUGUUGGAUGUGAAUGCUUACACUGUAGCUAGUGUGCUAACAGAAAUAGACCCACAUCAUGACUAUCCACAGUGGCAGCAGCGCAGGCCGUGGGCUGAAUGAGUGGCAGUAAAAGUCAAGGAAAUGUCAAGUUACUAUUGCAGUAGUCUUCGAUGUUAUGUGGCGCCAAUAUCUUUUGGCAACUCUGUUUACCAGCCAUGUUCGUCUGUAUCCCCAUAAUAACGCACAUAACGCCUGAGAAACGCACAAUGACAGUCAUGGAUGAGGGACUUUGAAAUGUCGCAGAAUAUAAUACUGAAUAUGUGUUUGCUUGCUACUCUCUGUGGUCCUCUACUUCAUUAGUAUAUUGCCGAUAUGGGGUUUUAUUCUUAGGUGGAAUAUUUUCUGUUGAUUUCAGUAACGCUCCAAAGUUGCUUUUUCCGUUUAAGCCUCUUGUUAAUAGUGUUGAUGGGUGGCUGAGAAAUGGCUUAUUUGGUUCUUAGCUAAAAGUCAUGUCUUAAAACGUGGGUAUUCAAACAACUGAGAUGUGGUUUUUGCUUCUCGGCCAAUGUAGUCCCCCUCUGCCAGUUUACAAAAAAAAUUUUUAAAAAAUGACCUAGUUUUGCUUUUUGACAUUUCCAGUUUAGUGGACAUUUCAGAGAUUUGGUGUGGAGGUGUUUGAUGUGUUGUUGCAGCAAAGGGUAGCAAGCACACAGAGUAGUUUGAAGUAUUUUGCUUGAGAGAAGACGAUACUAUUCAAAUCCAACCAUGGGGGACCCAACCUCACGAAGAAAUCAAACGAGGAAUAGACUACGAGCUCAGCUUCGGAAGAAGAGGGAAUCUUUGGCUGAUCAGUUUGACUUCAAGAUUUAUAUAGCCUUCGUAUUCAAAGAAAAGAAGAAGAAGUCUGCACUUUUUGAAGUAGCUGAAGUGGUGCCAGUGAUGACCAACAACUAUGAAGAAAACAUCCUACGGGGUGUGCGGGAUUCUAGCUACUCUCUUGAGAGCUCCAUAGAACUCCUGCAAAAAGAUGUUGUACAACUACACGCGCCCCGAUACCAGUCAAUGCGAAGGGAUGUGAUAGGUUGUACACAGGAGAUGGAUUUCAUCCUUUGGCCACGCAAUGAUAUCGAGAAGAUUGUCUGCCUGCUGUUCUCCAGAUGGAAGGGGGCUGAUGAUGAACCCUUUAGGCCUGUUCAGGCCAAGUUUGAAUUUCAUCAUGGAGACUACGAGAAGCAGUGCUUGCAUGCUUUGGGUCGUAAGGACAAGGCUGGAAUGGUCAUGAACAACCCAACUCAGUCUGUCUUUCUCUUCAUGGAUAGACAGCACUUGCAGACACCAAAAACAAAGGCCACAGUUUUCAAACUGUGCAGCCUCUGCCUGUACCUGCCCCAGGACCAGCUGACCUGCUGGGGCAUGGGGGACAUCGAGGAUAACCUCCGUCCAUACAUGCCUGAUUAAGGCCUCCUGCUCCACCUGGCCACACAUGGGGAAAAGCCCCGUCCAUGCCUUUCUGCAUAAGCUUUCAGAAGCACAUUGAUGUACUCAUCUCCACCUGUUUCCAUUUCAAAGAUUUGAACUCGUGCUUGGACCUGUCCUUUUCGUUGCCUGUUUCUCCUCCCUGACCUGAAGUUAAUUCAGUUCCACCCCACCCGCCUGCCCCGCCCCCUCCUCCCCACCCUCACAUUUCCAGUGUUCCGCCUCUUCUCCCUGCCAUUUUUGGAUUGGUUUCCACUUUUUUUUCCCCUCCCACGCCAUUCCCUUCUACUCACUCGUUUGCAUCUUCUUUUUUUUUUUUUUCUUUUUUUUAACCUGCACGAACAUUGAUUUUUAUUGUUGGUUGUUCUCUUGGAGUCGCACUGUCAACUGCACCGGUCACUGAAGGAACUCUUGCAUCAAAACAGGAACAAACAAUCUGCAUUUCUUCAUGGUGGUUCAGAUGGACAUGGUUUAUAUCCUUAUCAUAAGAAAGGAUUGUUAAGGCUUGUUUGUAAUGUCAGUGGGGUAUCUAGAACAACCAGUCUUGACCCAAGGACAGGUGUCAUUAAGUGAGAGGGUAAAAAAAAAAGACACCUGCUAACGAGAUGAACAAUAUUUGUCAAAUAAAAUCACAUGGUGUAGGUAUUGCGCUUACAAACCGCCUUAGUUUCUUUCCCUGGACAUGGUUUGGUGUAAUUUACGUUCUCUGCAACACACAGGUCUUUGAUAAAAUGUUUGACCUCGAAAGGCAUUUUAUACGACAUGUUGGUUAGAUGUCAAAGGUCAGGCUGUUCAUGUACUAUUCAUUUAAGCUGCUCAAGUCUGAUGUUUGGGAUGUGGGUUGGCAAGACGAAAUGUGAUCUAUGUUUAAACUUAACACCUAACAAAAGUUGCUAAAAACUAACAUUUAUUUUCUUGUAUUUGACCUAAAAUUAAUUUGCUGCCAUGUUAAAGUUGAAAUUGGGUUUUGCAGGCUUGCUUUUCAAAGAGAAUUAAGUACAUAGUGCAUUUUUUUUCUUUUUUGCGCUCCUUGUUGAUUGUGUGUUCAGUUGAAAAGGUAUAAGGUGUGUACUGUUUCCCUGUCUCAAAUCAAUACUGCUGAGCAUAUCCCAAUACAGUGCAAAUUCUGAAUGCA
Thalassophryne amazonica is the source of this 3203-nucleotide messenger RNA. It is a transcript of the gene c20h6orf62, whose product is annotated as chromosome 20 C6orf62 homolog. The transcript has 5 exons. Lineage: Eukaryota; Metazoa; Chordata; Actinopteri; Batrachoidiformes; Batrachoididae. Bases 1358 to 2050 code for a protein of 230 amino acids. The record is from RefSeq and is a predicted model, not a curated record.